Messenger RNA from Myotis davidii, 672 nucleotides. Its product is annotated as olfactory receptor 13-like. Gene Ontology annotation, molecular function: olfactory receptor activity; G protein-coupled receptor activity. Gene Ontology annotation, cellular component: membrane. NCBI's taxonomy places the organism in Eukaryota, Metazoa, Chordata, Mammalia, Chiroptera, Vespertilionidae. Gene Ontology annotation, biological process: G protein-coupled receptor signaling pathway. The record is from RefSeq and is a predicted model, not a curated record.
AUGGGGGAAAACCAGACUUUGGUCACAGAGUUCCUUCUGCUGGGAUUUCCCCUCAGCCCAAGGACUCAGAUGCUCCUCUUUGGGCUCUUCUCCCUGUUCUAUGCCUUCACCCUGCUGGGCAAUGGGGUCAUCCUGUGCCUCAUCUGGCUGGACUCCCGACUGCACACCCCCAUGUACUCCUUCCUCUCACACCUGGCCAUUGUUGACAUGUCUUAUGCCUGCAACACGGUGCCCCAGAUGCUGGUAAAACCCCAGAUGAAUCACUUUUUCUGUGAAAUUCUAGCAGUUCUCAAACUUGCCUGUGCAGACACCCACAUGAAUGAGAUUAUGGUUUUGGCUGGGGCAGUGUCUGUGUUGGUGGGACCAUUCUCCUCCAUUGUGAUAUCCUACAUUCAGAUUCUACGCGCCAUCCUGAAGAUCCAGUCAGGGGAGGGGCGCCGGAAAGCCUUCUCCACCUGCUCCUCCCACCUGUGCGUGGUUGGACUUUUUUAUGGCACAGCCAUUAUCAUGUAUGUCGGGUCCCCACAUGGGGACCCCAUGGAGCAGAAGAAAUAUCUCCUCCUCUUUCACAGCCUUUUCAAUCCCAUGCUUAAUCCCCUGAUCUACAGUCUGAGGAACAGUGAUGUCAAAGCUGCUCUGAAGAGGGUGCUUGAAAAGGAGAGAACUUCAUGA